UUGCCGAAUUCCCCCGUCGUCGCCCAUGAACCAGAGGGCGGCUGCGGCGGCGGCGGCGGCGGCUCUGAUGCUCGCCGGAGACGAGAGCAGGUUCAUUGCGGCCGGCGAGGAUCGACCGGAGAGCGAGUUCGGGAUGGUGAACCCUGCGUCGAGGCAGAUUUAUCUCACUUUUCCUGCUGAUAGCACUUUCAGAGAAGAGGAUGUCUCCAAUUUUUUUAGUAUUUAUGGGCCAGUUCAGGAUGUGAGGAUCCCUUAUCAGCAAAAGAGAAUGUUUGGGUUUGUGACUUUUGUGUAUCCUGAGACUGUGAAGUUGAUCUUGGCAAAGGGGAACCCUCAUUUUGUUUGUGAUGCUAGAGUUUUGGUGAAGCCUUAUAAAGAGAAAGGAAAAGUCCCCGACAAGUACAGAAAGCAGCAGCAGGGUGAAAGAGGGGAUUUUUCUGGGUGUACUACUCCUACUGGUUUAGAUUCCAGAGACCCAUUUGAUCUUGGAGCGAGAUUUAUGUACAACAAUGCAAACAGCAGUCAAGAAAUCCUUUUAAGGAGAAAACUGGAAGAGGAGCAGCAAGCAUUCGAGCUGCAGCAAGCAAUAGAAAUGCAAGGGAGGAGGUUUAUGGGCCUGCAGCUGCUAGAUUUCAAGAACAGAAGCCCAGCCAUUUCAAGCCCAACAACAAUCACAACUGCCCCUUCUAAUGACAGGAGCUCUGAAGAAUCUCCAACUGAAGACAAGAGCCCAAGUUUUGUUUCCUCUGGUGGAGAGCAGCAGCAGCUGAAGGCAGUCAAUGCAGCUGAUGAUAAGGAGGAAUCUGGUAGCCCCAAUGAAGAUAGUGAUUUCCAAGAAAGCGUGGAGCAUAAUUUGCCUGAUAGUCCUUUUGCAUCACCGACCAAAGCUUCUUCCUUAUUUGCUGGGGAUCCAUUCUCCGCUGCUUCGGCUUUCUCUUCAGUUCCAGCUCACAGCAACGGCAAUGGCAACGGCAAUGCCAGCAACCUUGUUCCCUCCACUCUUGAUGUAGCUUCCUUCAAGUCUUGCUUCUUCCAAACACCAAGGUUGUCAUCUGAUCAUGGAGCUGUUGGACUGUAAAGAGUGAUGCUAGCCUUCUCAAUUUCUAGAAAGAAAGAAAAGAAUGAAAGAAGAAAGUUUAAAAGGUAGGAAGAAAGGAGAAAUUGUAGCUAUACCCCCCUUAGGCUUAUAGUAGUUCUUUUUUACCCCCCUCAAUAUCUAAUGUCUAGCCAUAGAGAAGCCCCUGUUGUCAUAUAAGAAAGAAAGGAAGGAAGAAGUGCAUAUUUUCUUCUUGACUCUAUAUAAGUGAAUAUUUUACCAAGUUACUAGAAGUAUUAAUAUUGUUACUAGUUAUUACUAGCUAGGUACUAUUAUUAGGGACCGACCUGCCAACAACCAGCAAGAUACAGAAACUUGAAAGGAGUGAAUGCGAGAGAGGACAGAGGAAAAGGCCAAAGAUUUCCGACUGAAAAGGGAAGAUGAGCCGAGGGUAGGGACCACUCUUUGAGAAGAAGAUGAGGGCUCAUGACGAUGAUGAUGAUGAUGAUGAUGUAUAAAUACAAGUACUAUAAAUUCUCUCACAUGUGUACACUGUUUAUUUCUCUAUUGUAGGAGGUGACAAAAGUUUAAAGGAAGAAAUGAAACUAGAAAGAAGUGAUAUUGCAUUCUC
This is a messenger RNA of Asparagus officinalis (garden asparagus), 1667 nucleotides long. RefSeq names its product zinc finger CCCH domain-containing protein 53-like. Gene Ontology annotation, molecular function: RNA binding. Lineage: Eukaryota; Viridiplantae; Streptophyta; Magnoliopsida; Asparagales; Asparagaceae. The record is from RefSeq and is a predicted model, not a curated record.